AUGACCGCGGCGCCACGCCGCCUCCUCCGUACUCUCCUCGGCUCGCCGUUCGGGAUGGGAGACUCGACCUCCAGGCUGCCCAGCAGAGCGGAGGCCCUGCCCGGCCGGAGCCAGAGCAUCCGGGUGUCAGCUAAACACCAUGUCAACGGAAACAGAACAGUGGAACCUUUCCCAGAGGGAACACAGAUGGUUUUAUUUGGUAUGGGAUGUUUCUGGGGAGCAGAGAGAAAGUUUUGGACACAGAAAGGAGUCUACUCCACUCAAGUGGGUUAUGCAGGAGGGUGUACCCCAAAUCCCACCUAUGAAGAGGUUUGUUCAGGGAAAACUGGCCAUACAGAAGCGGUGCGAGUAGUAUAUCAGCCAGAAAACAUCAGAUUUCAGAAGCUGCUCAAGGUCUUCUGGGAGAAUCAUGACCCGACACAAGGAAUGAGGCAAGGUAAUGACUUUGGCACACAGUAUCGCUCGGCCAUCUACACAUUCUCUCAGGAACAGAUGGAAGCUGCUCUGCGAUCUAAAGAGGAUUAUCAAAAGGUAUUGACGGAGAGCGGUUUUGGCACAAUCACAACAGAAAUCCGUGAGGCUCCGGAGUUCUAUUACGCUGAAGAUUACCAUCAACAGUAUCUAAGCAAGAACCCCAAUGGCUAUUGUGGACUUGGGGGCACUGGGGUAUCCUGUCCAGUUAGUAUUAAAAAAUAAUCCAUGCGCACACUACUGC
This is a messenger RNA of Emys orbicularis (European pond turtle), 715 nucleotides long. It is a transcript of the gene MSRA, whose product is annotated as methionine sulfoxide reductase A. The record is from RefSeq and is a predicted model, not a curated record. Bases 1 to 696 code for a protein of 231 amino acids. Gene Ontology annotation, molecular function: peptide-methionine (S)-S-oxide reductase activity. NCBI's taxonomy places the organism in Eukaryota, Metazoa, Chordata, Testudines, Emydidae. Gene Ontology annotation, cellular component: cytoplasm. The transcript is spliced from 6 exons. Gene Ontology annotation, biological process: cellular response to oxidative stress.